CUUUUUAUAGAGGAGCGAAAACGGCCACUUUGGUCACUUCCUGGAUGUGAGAGCAGCUUCACGAGUAUCGAGCAGAUGAGGAAACAGAAGAAUAACGGUACUGCAGCGCUUUCUCUUGUGUCGGUUCAGUAUUAUUCUGAGGCAAUGAACAACGCUGGACUUCAACUCUUGGAUUAGGGUACGCACAGUAAAGGAUGCAAGGUGCUAUUACACGGGUUUGCAUGGUGGUAGUAGCCGCUAUCCUCAACCCUCUGCUCUUCCCUAAUGAGAACACCACCAUCCCUGAGCAAGAUGAUGAUCUUCUGGCCCGGAUGAAAGAGCACCAGAAGAAGCUGGAGUCAGAACAGAAGCGCCUGGAGCAGGAGAUCUCACAAACCGAAACAGCUCUGAUUGUUGAUCAGGACAGUUACGGCUGGUACUUUUGGAGCGCUCUCUGCCUUGUCAUUUUCUUCACAAUUGAGGUUUGCAGGCAGGAAAUGAUCCCUGAUGAAAUUUCAGACCCUGUGGAAGACGAAGACGGAGAUUCCAGUGCCGGAUAUCUCAGCGCUAAGACUGUAGCCUUAGAUAAAGUCAUUCUAAAUAACUUCUGCAAGACCCGCUUCCAUCCUUUUAUCCACGAGAGUGGGAGAGUGCGGGAGUUUAUCGAAGGCUUCGCAGAUGACUUGCUCGAGGCUUUGAGAAGUGUUUGCAAUCGAGAAGCUGACCUGGAAGUCGAGGACUUUGUCGGCAUAGGCAGUAUGUUUGAGUCCUGGAGGGUGUCUAAACCUCCUACAUGUGACCUUAUUGUGCCUUUUUCUCCACCCCAGCCAUUCAGGUUCCAGUUUCAGCUCUGGUGCGACCCCGCCACUGAAAUCCCUCUGGACCUGCAAGGAUGUGGAAAGAUUAAACUCAUAAAACCAGGUGGGAAUGGAACAGAAUGUCUCUGUGGCUCAACCAAUCUUGGUGAUGAUAUGCUGUGUCUGCUUCACAAUAGAACGGAGUGUGAAAAGCUUGACGAACAUGGUUUGGUGGAGCUCUUUUGUGCAAAGAACACCACGUAUUUGUCGAAAGAUCAGAUCAUGAGAUGGUUUCAGAUUUCAGUGACCAAAGCAUGGGGCCAGAUCUCUCAUAAGUACGAUUUUGAGUUGGCAUUUUGGAACCUAGACCUCCCUGGAGCUCUUAAAAUCAAAUUUAGGUCUGGAAAGACCGUCAUUCUUAACGUUACCCCUGCCGUUCUGUUUGAGGACACGGAUGCUUACCUCAUCUCUCAUUUCCCAUCUGACACUAGCAACUCCUCAGACAUUCACUGGCAACUCUCACUAACCGUUUAUGAAAGAAAUCUGCUUAAAUACCUAGCGAAAAGACUUCCUACCAAUUCGUGUCACAUUCAUUGCCUUCAGAUAGUUUCUUUCUUGCACAAAAAGCAGACGGCUUUGACUGGGAGAAGCGCCUUUUCUAAUUACCAUAUAAAGACGGCGCUCUUGCAUCUGCUGUUGAGUAAACGUCUUGCGAUGUGGCAGCCGCAGAAUCUCGGUCACAGAUUACGAGAUCUGCUCAGCUUCCUUCAGCAAAGCUUGGAGGAAAAGAGACUCUAUCAUGUCAUUGUUGGGAACCCGCGGAUCCCAAAUGAAAUUCUGGUUCCCGAAAUAAUCUGUUCUGCAGAGCCGAUAAACCUGUUUAGGCCUCUUGUAUUGCAGAGGCACGUAUAUGCCAAAAUGGAGGAGCAUUUUCAGGAGAUGGUCAGAAAUACAUCUGUGCUGCUUCAGGAAUAUACCCCUCACUUUUCUAACGGUCAUGUGAGACAUGAAUUCAGCUCAACGGACCAGACGUAGACUUACUUGGUGCUUUGGCUUUGAGUGCAGGGGAUUUCUACAGCCUAAUUACAUGAUGAUGUCAUGCACCUUGAAUGUAAAUGAUAUGUUAAGCACUGACUGUUACUGAUGCUAUUAUGAUAUUUAGGUGUUUCUUCAACUAUAUGGGCACUUUUUAUGUCCCAGAGGACCAAAUUUCAUAAUUUAAAUUUUUGUGACAUGAAGGUCACAUUCUUUUAGCAUUUAUUUUUGCCACUUUUAGCAUUUAGCAUUUUAGCAUUUAUUUCAGUGCCUUUUAUUGUUUCACUCCUGUCCCAAACCAAGACUUUAAAUCUUAAAAUUUGCAUUUUCACAACAAAAUGUGGUUAUAAUAAUAAUAAUAAUAAUAAUAAUAAUAAUAAUAAAGUUUAUUUCAAAAGUUACUGCACUUAUCAUGCAUUGAUAAUUUUGUUAAAUUACACAAAAAAGCUUGAUUCUGCCAAGGAAAAAAAAAAUAUAUACACAAGGUAAUUGUGACUUUUUACAUCUCGCAAUUCUGACUCUUAUCCUCUUAGAAUUGCAAGAUAUAAACUUGCAGUUGUGAGUUAUAAAGUCAGAAUUGUUAUAUAUAAACUCGGAAUUCUGAGAAAUAGUCACAAUUGCGAGGGGAAAAAAAGUCAGAAUUGUGAGAAAUUAACUUUCAAUUGCAAGUUACAAAGUCCAGUUCUGAGAAAAAAUGUCAGCUCACAAUUUUGACAUUUUCUCGCAAUUACAAGUUUAAAAGCCGGAAUUGCAGAAUAAACUCGCCAUUGCGAGGGGAAAAAAAGUCGAGAUGUAAACUCAACAAGCUUCCAUAAAAAUGCUUGCUAUGAAUUAUGACACAUUUUAUUUUCACCACAGAAUGUUAUCAAACUUAAUGCAUUAUUUGAGAUGUGACAGAAAUUACAUUUGCUGGUAUGUAAAUAUGAUUUUAAGGGAAUUUAUUUCCCUAAAGUACACAGGGCCAAAAGUGCAGAGUUGAAGAAACACCCUCUUGUUAUUCAUCAUUGAUCUGGCAGCUUAUUCAGGAUAUUUGAAUCACGAGUUGUUACAAAUGAAGCCAUAUCAUGUUUAGCAUGUUAAUUCUGUAAUAUUAUCAUAGUACUUAGCCGCAUUAUCAGUUAUGAGCUUAUGUGCCAACACUUAAGGGAUAGAUAAAAUUCCUAAGCAAAGUAGAUAUUGAACAACUAAAAAUGGUGCAGUUACAUGUAUAUGCCCAAGCAGAAGCUGUUACACAAGUUUUCCUGUACAAUGGACUGCUUAGAUUUUAAGAUAUAAAUCUGUUCCUUUUUUAUCAGUCAAUACAGCAGCAGGGUGCCAGUUUUACUUGAGACUCUUUGUAGGGGUAGACUCUUGUUUUACUUGUAGGGGUAUUUUGUCACCAUCUUGUUUAAAAAAAAAAAGAAAAAAGAAAAA
This is a messenger RNA of Ctenopharyngodon idella (grass carp), 3224 nucleotides long. RefSeq names its product inositol 1,4,5-trisphosphate receptor interacting protein (gene itprip). Gene Ontology annotation, cellular component: membrane. Lineage: Eukaryota; Metazoa; Chordata; Actinopteri; Cypriniformes; Xenocyprididae. The record is from RefSeq and is a predicted model, not a curated record. The transcript has 2 exons. The coding region runs from base 195 to 1811 and encodes 538 amino acids.